Drosophila subobscura is the source of this 3949-nucleotide messenger RNA. It is a transcript of the gene Vsx1, whose product is annotated as protein Teyrha-meyrha. Gene Ontology annotation, biological process: regulation of transcription by RNA polymerase II. The transcript is spliced from 3 exons. Bases 613 to 3081 code for a protein of 822 amino acids. Gene Ontology annotation, molecular function: DNA-binding transcription factor activity, RNA polymerase II-specific; sequence-specific double-stranded DNA binding. Gene Ontology annotation, cellular component: nucleus. The record is from RefSeq and is a predicted model, not a curated record. NCBI's taxonomy places the organism in Eukaryota, Metazoa, Arthropoda, Insecta, Diptera, Drosophilidae.
GCGCGCGGCAUCUGAGCUGAGCAACCACCGAGCGACGGCAAACGACAAACGGAACGGAAAUAUCCCACUCCACUCCACGCGUUGGCGUUGUCGUUGGCGUCGCAGCUGGCGCGGGCAGUGACAGCGGCAGAGAGACAGCGACGACGCUUUUGCUCGCGUGCAGCGCUCGCUAUGGUUUCAGUUCGUUUUCGCACGCUGUUCGCAACGAACGGUUCAUCUCUCACACACACAAAAACAACAAGCAGCAAAGAGCCAAAGAGACACGCAAGAAGGCAGCGUAACACAUUGAGCCGUUCACCGUUCACCAUUUACAGUUUACAGUUUACAGUUCAGCGUUGCCUUUGCCCGAACCGAAUCGAAUCAAAAGCUUAAGAGUGAAAACCGUUGUCCAUCGCUUAAGAAAGUUCGAUACUAAGUGCGUGUUUUUCUUGCUCUCGUUCGCGUGAUCGUGCAUAUUAGCAUAUUGUUUUUUAUUGUGUCCUAACUGUAACUUUAACUGUGCCGGCAAUGACCGUUCUACGAGUGCAAUAAGACCCUACUCUCCCCCUCUCCAGAACAGUUGCCGAAACGGUGUGACCAAAAAGAGAGACAAAGAGAAAAGCCGUCGGCAAAAUGCAGGCCACCAAAAUGCGUACCCCCUUUGCCAUCCAGGAGAUCCUCGGCCUUGGCGUUGGUGCAGCCGCCUACCAGCAGCAGCAACAGCAACAACAACAACAGCACCAGCAGGUGGCCGCUGCAGCAGCCACGCCCAGCUCCACGGAGGCGCCACUAUCGCCGGCCGCCACACCGCCGCCCCGCAAUGCCAACACACCAGCCAGCGCCGCCUCAGGCGCCUCUGGACUGCAGCAGCAGCAGCUGCAACAGCAACAACUGCAACAGCAGCAGAUCUCCCAGGAGGCGGCCGUGCGGGAUUCGCGCUCCCUCUCCCCAGACGUGACACGACUGUCGGCCGCUGCAGCUGCGGCAGCCGCCGCCGCCGCCCACUGCCAGCUGCCCGUCUUCAAUCCGGCCAACUUUUACGCGGCCGCUGGCUAUGCUGCCGCCGCGGAUCCCUCCAAUGCGGCGGCUGCCCACCACCACCACAUGACCACGCUGGCGGCGGCGGCCUAUCUGCGAGGCUUCCUGCCGCCCGGCUUCAGUACGCCGCACGAGUUCCGGGGCCACUUCCAGCAGCAUUUUGGAGCCCAAUUCGCAGAACAUGCGGCCGCACGUGGUCAGGAGUACGCCAGCAGCCUGGCCAACGCCAGCGGAGAUGAGCAGUCGCCCAGCAAGGCUGGCGGCAGUGCAGGCUCGGGCUCCGCCCCGGGCAACGGCAGCAGCGGCAACAGCAACGGGCAUCUGGGCUCACCGCCCAGCAGCAAUGGGCCUGGUGGGGAGGCCGCCCGUGGCAACUCCGCAGGAUCAGGCGGCUCCGGAUCGGCCCUGGCCAGCGCCUCUGCCUCGGCUGCUGUGGCAUCCUCAGGCAGUCGCUCCUCGCCCGCCAGUGGCGGCGGCGGCACUGCCCAUCACCAUGCCGCCUUGGCGGCCCAUCAGCAUGCGGCAGCCGCUGCCGCUGCGGCCCAUCACCAUGCCGCUGCUGCUGCCGCCGCUCACCAUGCCCACCACGCCCAUUCUGCACAUCACGGUCACCCCCACUUGCAUGCCCAUGCCGCCCAUCAUGCAGACGCAGCCGCCUUCCUGGGCGCGGCCGGAGGAGCUGGCGGCAAUCCCAAUAGUCUUCUGGCCGGCCAUGGCGGCGAUGUCCUGGUAGGACCCGGUGGCACCGGACCCGGUGGCAAAAAGAAGAACAAACGCCGACACGGCCGCACCAUCUUCACCAGCAGCCAGCUGGAGGAGCUGGAGAAGGCCUUCAAGGACGCCCACUAUCCGGAUGUGAGUGCCCGAGAGCUGCUCUCCAUGAAAACCGGCCUCGCCGAGGAUCGUAUACAGGUCUGGUACCAGAACCGGCGGGCCAAGUGGCGCAAGACGGAGAAGUGCUGGGGCCACAGCACAAAGAUGGCCGAGUACGGCCUAUAUGGGGCGAUGGUGCGCCACUCGCUGCCGCUGCCGGAGACAAUCAUCAAGUCGGCGAAGGAGGACGAGUCGGUGGCCCCCUGGCUGCUGGGGAUGCACAAGAAGUCGCUGGAGGCCGCCGAGCUGCUGAAGAGCGACGAGAGCGACCGGGAGACGCCCACUUCGGACGACACCAACACCAGCUACUCGGCUGGCAGCACCCACAACUCGCCCAUCUCCAGCUUCUCCAUCUCACGGCUCCUCUUCGACGCCCCGCCGCCCGCCACGGGCAAGCCGAGCAAGCACCAUGCCCACGCCCACGCGCAGGCCCAAGCCCACAUCGCGGCUGCCAAUGCGGCGGCCGCCGCAGCCGCUGCCGCCCAUCAUCACCAUCAUCACCACCACCAUGGUGGGGAGGCAGCCGCCGCCGCCGCUGCUGCCGCUGCCAUGCACGCGGGCAUGGCCCAGCAGCACCACCACGCACACGCCCACUCCCAGCCGCACCACGCACAGCCGACCGGAGCAUCCGGCACGGGCGCCGGGGGCCAGCACCAGCACCACCCGUACAACCAGCAGCAGCACCUGCACCACCUGCAGCAGCUGCAGCAGCAACAGCAGCAGCACCACCAACAGCAGCAGCAGCAGCUGGCCGAGCGGGAAAGGGAGAGGGAGCGCGAGCGCGAACGGGAGCGGGAGCGGGAGCGCCAGCAACAGCAGGCGGUGCAGCACGCCAUGCACAUGCACCACCACGGCCCCGCCGGCUAUGCUGAGGCAGCCGUGGCCGCCGCCGCCGCUGCUGCUGCUGUGGCAGCCGCUGCCAAUGCCAGGAACGCGGCCGCUGCAGCCGCCGCAUCCGCGGCCGUGACCGUUGCCGAGUCGGAGGAGGAGCCGGACGAGGACGAGGAGAUGGACAAGGAUUGCGACGCGGAGAUCGAGGGCGACAUGGAGGUCGCUGGCGAUGCGGACGGGGAUGUCGAUGGCGAUGGCGAGAUCGACAUAUGUGACGACCACGACGACGAGGUGCACAUGCACGAGCAGCUGCUGCUGAAGGUCAAGCAGGAGCAGGCCGCGGGCGGCUCCUCCAGAUGAAACAUGUACAUCGAUGUGUUGUUCUAAUUCUCAAACAACGAACAACGAAGCGCAAUGGGAACGCCCCGGGUGACUCCGGGCGUGGCAAUGAACCCUUUUCUAAGCAUAAUCUAAUGACAUUACUCAUAAACUUAAACGUAAAUCAAACGGAACAAAAACAUUUUUUUUCAUAGACCUAAGAAGCAAGCACCCAUACAGAAAUACGAGUUAAUCGUACGAUCGUAUAUGCAUAGAUACUACUAUAGUACCAUAUUCAAUGGCAUUUUUUUUGCCCUUUUUUUCGAGAGUGUAAAUAUUUAAGUAUUAAAUUAUUGGAGAACGAACGAACCCCAGAACCCAUUCGCAGCGAUUUGCAAAAUUUCUAAAAUACGCUAAAUGUGAUUUAAUUUAGUUAUCGAUUCUGAACAAGGCUUUUUAUCGUUUAAGAUCUUUUUUUUUAUCAUCGAAAACUAAGUUAAAAAUAUAACCAAUUUUUUUUGUAUCGCAUCCUUCCUGUAAAAAUUGUAAAUAAGCAAACCUCUUCGCCAUGCAGCGGAUAUCCACUUUAAAUGGGCGAUGCAUAUCCCCAAGGAAAACCUUAAGCCCUGCUCCAUAUUUCCUUGUGUUGCUUGUAUCACAGAUUAGAGGUUAGAGAACACAUAGAUAGAAGCGUAUAACUUUCUGCGAGAAAGUCUAUUUGUUCUUUUAACUUUUGUUUAAUGCAUAUUUGAAAUCAAGCAAGUAUUCUCGGACAUUCUGUAAAUACGAGUCCUAAAUCUCUGAUCUGAUCAUGCAACACCAGCUUGAGAACCCUCCUUUCAGCUCUUACUUUAUCCUUUGCAUUCUCUUAAUCCAAACAUUUUAUUGGGCAUUUUGUGAAGCCAGAAGA